Molecule: messenger RNA, 1871 nt
Organism: Hyaloscypha bicolor E
Lineage: Eukaryota; Fungi; Ascomycota; Leotiomycetes; Helotiales; Hyaloscyphaceae
Exons: 2
Coding region: 267-1652 (461 amino acids)
Source: RefSeq, a predicted model, not a curated record
CGCACGCACUGCAUCGAUCAGGCCUGGGUCUGCGUCAUCGCCUCCUCGGCACAAACGUCGGCUAGCGCACGUUGAGUGGUCAACGGCGCAGAUCCCAGCACAGGGGCAGAGCAAUUUCCGGAGCAUGUGCCAUCUGUCGUGCUGCGUUCCUCGAAGUUCAAAGAAAGGAGAGCAGCUUAACUGGCGCCGCGACUUGAGAUUCUUGAGGAGGGAGAAGAAGAAGAAGAAGAAGAAGAAGGAGAAGAGGAUUGAAGAACCCAGGCACGAUGGUUCCGAGACGGUUUAUGCUUAUUACGGCGGGGUUUCUGCUGACUACGUUUGUGGUGUAUCAAUUCUUACCAUGGACACCCCUCUCCUCCAUCAACUUCGACAACGGCAAAGCUCUCCUCUCAAGCACGACCUCCUCCCUCUCCCACUGGAAAAAUCCCGGCACCCACUCCGCCCAAAUCCAGCUCUUCUUCGACCAAGUCUUCUCCGUCUCACAGCCCUCCCCAUACUCCUUCCCCGCACUCGCCCAAUCCUGCUCGCAAGCGCCAUGGUCGUCCCACCCCUCCGAAGAAAUAUACCUCAAAUGCGGCGGCAUGGCGGCAGGCCUCACAUCCAUCGUCUCGCAGGUUAAAGUCUGUCUAAAAAUGGCCGUGGACACCGGCUCCAACCUGGUGCUGCCCGCCAUGCCACUGAGAGAUUCCACCGAUCUGACGGACUUCAAUUUCUUCAACGAAGCCGCGUACAUGACGUACGACAAGUGGUUCGAUCUCGAGCAUCUGCGCGCGGGGAUGCGCAAGGCGUGUCCGAAGAUGAAGGUCAUACACCCGGACGAGCUGGACACGACGGUGUCGGUGAAGCACACGUGGAACGUGGAGAUCGGGGACGCGCCGGGGUACCACUUCCCAGAUAGCUAUUUCUGGGUCGGGCGGCCAUUUAGGACGUUCUUCGAAGAGCAGUUUGCGAAGCGGAAGGCGGAGUUCGAGGCUUCUACUGGGGGCAAAGAUAAUGGGAAGGAGGGCAUAACACUCGUUACAAUCGGGUCUCCGUUCCUGCUUUUCCGCAUCACGGAGGAUCCGACGAGACAAGAUUUGGCCCUGUGGAAUGACCUCGCGCUGCUCGUGCGCUUCAAAGAGGAACCGAGGCAGAUUAUCGAUAGGUUGUUGGGGCAUAUGGAACGCCCGUUCUACGGCGUACAUUUCCGUGUCGAGAAGGAUAACAUCUGGUCCCCGCUCGACGUGCAACUCGCCGCCGACCUGGACUCGCUCGAUCGCGCAUGGGCGAAAUUCGGUACUCCUGGCGCACAAAAACCGCUCGUUUACCUUGCCUGUGGCGAUCCAGAACAGGUCAAGAUUUUCGAGACAGCAGGGAAAGAAAGAGGUUGGGAAGUGACGCAUAAGUGGAAGGUGGCGGAGGGCAAUGAGGAGACCUUGGGCAUGAUUAAGGAUCUGCCAUUUGACUUUCAAGGGGCAGUGGAUUUUGGGGUUAUGGUGAGAAGUGAAUUUUAUAUUGGGAUUACGGGGAGUGCGUUCUCGAGUACGGUGGCGAAUGCGAGGGAUACGACGGGGCGGUAUAGGGGGAGCUCGUUUGAUGUUUUUGAGGAUGAGGGGGCGAGGAGUCAUUUGAAUACUGAUGGGGCUGCGAGCAAUUAUCCUUGUUGUUUGUAGGGAAAUGGGUUUGCAUUUUUGGGGCGGGGGGUUUGGGUCGGUGGCGUUUAUAAUGGCUGGGCCUUGGAUAAAAGCUUUUAGAUAACAGAAAGUAAUCCAAAGCAUAUCUGUUCCGGCUUGGGAAAGCUUGCAAGUGUUUAUUGGAUUUCCUCAAUUGUUUACUAUAGACGGAAGUCCUUAAGCUCGAAGUUUCGCAAUCUCAACUGCUUUAUUACCUUU